GAAGAAGCUUAGUUCUACAUGCCGACUUGCUUAUCACCAAAUGUGGAUUCCCGUCAAUUUCGCAUCUGCCUGGCGCCGUCAUCGUCAAUUGACGGACUCUGAGUCAACAACGAAAGAAACGCGGAGCCGUUGGAUUCCGUCAUAAAUUCACGUCAAUUAACAGGUUAAGGCUUGAAAGGAGAAACCCACAAAGAAGUUUGGAGCUUUAGAAACCCAAAAAUCUGCUUUAAUGGUGAUCAGAAAUCUGCAAAUACCGACGUGAGCAGGAAAUUUUUUUCUAGGAAACUCAUGAAUGUAGAAGAAAGCAGGAAGGUGGAAAUAAAAUCUGAGAAAUGGAUCAACUGAGUACUAGAUUGCGUUAUGUGCCGUUGAAUUUGAGGCCAUUUGGAUCAUCAUCCGCCAUGGCCUCCUCCUCUUCCCGGUGCCCUCCUCUGGGCCGCUUCAAAUCCCGUGCAGUUAUAAUUGCGCUGUUCCAAGAUAAUUUUUGACUUAGGGUUUUAUAGUAUUUUUUUCAACCAGGUUCGAACCCGACCAAAGAUAGAUAAGAAACGGCGGCGGCGGUGGCGGAAUGAACAAGCGAGGAUUGUAGCAUGCGAGAAGAACAUCCUUCAGGAGGAAAGAUGACAGAGGCUCUGUUGACAUCGUUGUCCAUGGAUAAUAGCCACGGGCACAGCCACGGCCAUGGCCACGCCCCGCCAUCAACUCUGCUGUCCAUGGAUUCCAGCUCAGCGGCGCAUGAAGAGCAGCAGCAGCAGCAUAAGCCCCCGGACAUAAACCUACCGCUGGAUAUAUGUGCGCCGCCGUCGUGGCCUUCGGAGCCCUGCGAUAUUUUAGACCUGGGAUCGCAGAUCCACGAGACCGAGGGCUUGCUUAAUCUCUCCAAGAGCAGCAACAGCAACACGAGUAUCAACCGCAAGUGUGCACGGCGUGGGGAUUCGAUCUGGGGCGCCUGGUUUUUUUUCAAUUUUUACUUCAAGCCCGCCCUGACGGAGAAGGCCAAGGCGAAGAUUAUAAACCCUAACUCUAACGGCGGCUCAAUUUCUUCUUCCACGUUUGACAAGAGUGACCUGAGGCUGGAGCUUUUCCUGGUGCAGCAUGAUAUGGAGAACAUGUAUAUGUGGGUUUUCAAGGAGCGGCCAGAGAACGCCCUGGGGAAAAUGCAGCUGCGCAGCUUUAUGAAUGGACACUCCCGUUUAGGUGAGCCGCAAUUCCCUUUUUCUGUUGAUAAGGGCUUUGUUAGGUCUCAUAGGAUGCAGCGAAAACAUUACAGAGGGUUGUCCAAUCCUCAGUGUGUGCAUGGAAUUGAGGUCGUUAGGGCUCCCAAUUUGGCUCAUGUCACGGAGGGGGAACUUAAGAAAUGGAUUGAUUUAACGGGUAGAGACCUGAAUUUCACCAUUCCCCUCGACGCUGAGGCUUUUACUGCCUGGAGAAAUCUGCCCAGCACAGAUUUUGAGCUCGAAAGACCACCCCCGCCCUUGCCUUUGCCCCUGCCGCUCCCCUCGUUGAAACCCAAUGGCAGCAGUGGUAAUCACAAUCACAAUACCAACAACAACAACACAACUUUGAAUUCGCCUUCUUGUCCUUCCUCCAAGAGGCUGCUGAAUGGAUCUGGUUUGAAUUUGUCGACCCAGCAGCUUGUAGGCGUGUGUAAUGAGGGAAUAGAGCUCUCGUCGCUUUCGCCCCCGGUCUGUGGGGGCGGGGGUAGCAAGAGGAGGAAGGAAUUUAAGGAAUUUUCUCCUCUGGGUGGCAAUGAUGAGGAAUACUAUUCGGAUAGAGUUCAGGACAUGGAGACAAUUCAUCAGGUGGAACCAGCGUGGGUUAGUGAUUUCUCAGGCGUCAUGCGACAGGCAUGUGGUCCAGUGACCGCAGCGAAAACUAUCUAUGAAGAUGAGAAAGGGUAUUUGAUAAUGGUGUCUCUGCCUUUUACGGAUAGUCAGAGGGUCAGGGUCUCAUGGUGGAAUACUGUGUCUCAUGGUAUUGUCAAAGUUCAAUGCAUAAGUACUGCCCGGGCUCCUUACAUUAAGAGAGGAGACAGGACAUUCAAGCUCACCGAUCCAGCUCCUGAACACUGCCCACCUGGUGAAUUUGUGAGGGAGAUUGCACUUGCAACUAGGAUUCCAGAGAAUGCUGAUCUCGAGGCAUACUAUGUUGAGGCCGGUGCAGGUCUAGAGAUAAUGGUACCAAAGCACCAUGUGUUGUCAGAGGAACAUGAAGUUCGAGUGUUCCUUCGCCCACAGUUGGGCCCUAAUGAACUGCUGCUGACAUAAAAACAAAUUGGGAAUGGGAAGGAGGGAUUUCAAUCAGGGAUGGAUGGUUGCUAUGGUCAGAUUCAGACUUCUAUUGUUUACUAAUUUUGUACCAUAAUAGAAAUCUAGGACAAUUUAGAAUACCAUUAUUUCUGUUGUAACAUCCAUCUCAAGAAACUCCCUUCUUCGUCUAAUCUUUUAUUUUUCUUUCUGCCUAUAAAUCAGGCUCUGUAAGAAAUUUGCACUUUGAAGGUGUACACCUGAAGAUAAAGGUGCACUUAUCAAAACAGAUGCUUUGUAUUAAUUUUUGGAUUUUGCUUUUAGAUUUAUGGGGUGGUGGAAAUUUUUAACACACCAAUUUAAAUUUUUGAUUUUGAAGAUA
Cryptomeria japonica (Japanese cedar) is the source of this 2628-nucleotide messenger RNA. RefSeq lists its product as uncharacterized. Bases 591 to 2267 code for a protein of 558 amino acids. The record is from RefSeq and is a predicted model, not a curated record. NCBI's taxonomy places the organism in Eukaryota, Viridiplantae, Streptophyta, Pinopsida, Cupressales, Cupressaceae. The transcript has a single exon.